Molecule: messenger RNA, 822 nt
Organism: Closterium sp. Naga37s-1
Lineage: Eukaryota; Viridiplantae; Streptophyta; Zygnematophyceae; Desmidiales; Closteriaceae
Source: the annotation of a GenBank genome assembly
AUGGGGAUCGUCCUGGGUCGGGUGAACGUGGAGACGCCGCAAUUCGCGGUGGAGGCGAAGAUGGAUACCUUUGAGAUUCGCCGAUACCCUCCGCAGAUGGUGGCGCAAGUGACGUACGACGGCGACCACCAGAACGGCAUCAACACAGCUUUUUCCGCGCUAGCAGGGUACAUAGGCGCGCUCUCCGCCCCUCAGAACCGACCUGCACCUGCCCAUUCGGACAGCCCGGGGGAGGGGGGUGAGAAAAUUGCCAUGACUGCUCCCGUGCUGACACACGUUGGAGGAGGAAAAGGAGGAGGAGAUGGAGGAGGAGAUGGAGGAGGAGGAGGGGAUGGGGGAGAGAAGAGCACUACUGGUGGUGAGAAGAUUGCCAUGACUGCUCCGGUGCUCACACAUGUUGCAGAAGGAGAAGGGGGAGAUGUGGGAAGAGGAGGGGAAGGAGGAGGAGAUGAGGCAGGGAAAGACAUUGCUGGGGGUGAAAAGAUCGCCAUGACUGCUCCUGUGGUGACAGCCCCAACAACAGCACCAGGCAAGACCACGAUGCAGUUCCUCCUGCCAGCAUCCCUCACACCAGCCACCACACCGAUACCCACCAACCCGGCAGUCACCAUUCAUCAGCUGCCGCCCCGCCUCCUGGGUGCCGUCACUUUCUCGGGCCUCACAACGCAAUCUGUGCUUCAGCACAAGUCACAGGAGCUGCGUUCUGCGUUAGAAGCAGCUGGUUAUAAGGCUUCUGGGGAUUAUGUGGUUGGGCGAUACAAUCCGCCGUUUACCCUGCCAUUAAUGAGGACAAACGAGAUCUUGUACCCCGUAGAAGGGUAA